UUAAGGAAACUGAAGAAUUAGCAAGAAAAAUCUGUUUUAUUCGUGAAACACAUUAUGAGUUUGAUGGAGAAGGCGGUUCUUCAUUGUUAGUGGACGGUUUUCAUGUAGCUCGUCAGUUAAAAAUGAAAUCACCCAUUGCCUACAAAACUCUUUCUACUAUUGCAAUUCCAACUCACUCUGCAGGAGAUCAAAAUACUUUAAUUCAACCAACUCCUAGCGCAUAUCCAAUUUUAAAUCAUGAUCCUUUGUUGAACGAUUCUCUUUAUCAAAUCCGUUAUAAUAAUGAUGAUCGAUCGACAAUGAAUAAUUUGGAACCUGAUCAAGUUUUGGAAUUUUACGAUGCUCUAAGAAAAUGGAAUAGUUUAUUAAAAGAUGAAAGUAAUGAAUAUUGGUUUCAAUUAAAGCCAGGAAGAGUUGUUAUCUUUGAUAAUUGGAGAGUAUUGCAUGGUAGAGAUAAAUUUAGUGGGCAUAGAAGAUUGAUUGGAUGUUAUCUGAAUUGGGAUGAUUAUCAAAGUAGAUUAAAGACUUCACUUUUAAGUCAAGAAGAGAUUAUAGAAAGUUUGUAA
This is a messenger RNA of Racocetra fulgida, 566 nucleotides long. The record is from the annotation of a GenBank genome assembly. Lineage: Eukaryota; Fungi; Glomeromycota; Glomeromycetes; Diversisporales; Gigasporaceae.